Messenger RNA from Podarcis lilfordi (Lilford's wall lizard), 19096 nucleotides. Lineage: Eukaryota; Metazoa; Chordata; Lepidosauria; Squamata; Lacertidae. The record is from the annotation of a GenBank genome assembly.
GGAGUUUGCGCCGGCGCCAUUUUGUUUCGCUCCGUCUCUCUCUCGCUCCCUUUCCCCUCACGCGCGCGCGCGCGACCUCGGAUCAGUUCCGUUCUCCUUGAAGCCCUUCGCCCCCUUGUCAUUACCGUAACGAGAUUCGGACUGAUCGGACUGGUUUUUGUUUUGUAAUAUAUAUCUUAAAUGUAAGUACCAAGCAAGUAUGUGAGCAGGGAAAAUGGAAACGGCCGGGGGAUAAGAGGACUGGGAUGACGCCUCAGGCGCCCGGCCGGCCCAGAGCCCCGUUUGCGAGGUUGGCGCCGCGGCAGCCGCCACGGAGGGCGGGCCCCGACGGCACAGCGUGCCUCGCUUCGAGAAGGGCGGCGCCGUCAGCCAAUAGGGGUGCGGCGGCGGGGCCGGCGAGCCAAUAAGCGGGCGGCCGUGGCGUGUGUGAGUGUGUGCGCGCGCUACGGCUGCUUUCGGCUCUUUUCUCUCGCACUCCUUAGCGACGGAUACGGCGGAGUUAGUGCGCUGCGCGGUAAGGAGCCGAGGGGGCUUUUUCCCCCCUCAGAGAUUUGCCGUUUGCGCCCGUGGCGGUGGCGGGGUGUGUGUUUCAAAAUAUUUCCUUAUGCUGGGUCUCCGCCGCGUCGGGCCUAGGAGGUUUUCGGGGCGCUUGUGCCUGAGGGGCGGGUGAGCCUGUGGGGGAGGGGCGACAGGCGGCCCCGCUAAUGGCGGCGAAGGGGGGGGGAGGCCGUUUCGGCCGUUGCGCUACGUGGCGCCGCCCGCUCAGCGCCACGGCGUCCGCAGCCGCCCGGGGAAAGGGAGGCGGCGCGAGGAAACAAAGCUCCCCGGGUUUUGCAGCGGCGGCGGCUGCUGCAGAAAUCAUGGCGGCCGCGAUGGGUGGAGAGGCGGCGGGAGGCGUUUCCUUCCCCUGGCGGAGCCCAGCAGCCCCGGCGCUCCCUGUAGGCUUUUCCCGCUUGAACGAAGCGAGGCGGCGCCGGGCCUCUUUUGUGUGUCUUCCCUGUCGGGCGGGUGGGCCCUUCGCUCGGGGCCGCCGCCGCGUGGCGUUACUCCUUCCGCUCCCGGCUCCUCCUCGCAGCUCGUGGUCGCCAUUACAGCCGAAGCUGCUCUUGAGAGCCGCCAUUUUUAGUCGCGUUGCUCUCCAGUAAAGGCAGAUCAAGCUUAUGCAACUAGAGGGAAUCUUCCUUCGCUCCCCGCGCGACCCGUUUAUUGCGGGUUUGUUAGCUUUAUUUUGACGGGUUGUUGCGGUUAAAUUGGGCCCUCCUGAAGCCUCGAGGUCCCUAACGGAAGUACUUGAGUGUCUUGUGCUGUGGGCCGCCUUGUCCGCAGCGCGACGGGGAGGAGAACGGGGCAAUCCUUUUUGUUGAAAGCUGUUUAUGAGGGGUUUGUGACACCUUCCACCACCCCCUGCUUUCCACCUAGAGCCAGUGUUCAUAGAUCGUGUUCUUGCUUGGUACUGCCUACCUGGUACAAUAGCUCCUUCCCUCUUGCUAACACCGUUAAAUCGCUUUAAUUGAACUCUACGUUAUGGUAGAUCCCGAAAUCCGUUUGUAUAUUGCGAUUGUAUGUGUUGGGGUUUAUCUUGUUUUCCUCAAAUCAAAUGACUUGCACCAAACACAAAGAUGAAAUAGUAAACCAAGGUGCAGUGGUAGUGAGGGGUUUUUUGUUUGUUUGUUUCGUUUUUUAAAGCAAUAGCCAAUUUAUGGAAGUAAAGCCACUUCUUCCCAACGAUCGCAACUAUUUUCUGCAGUUUAUCACACUUUGCAAUUAUUCAUCAGUUGCAGUGCCAUGAAAAUGAAUUCAGUUUCUUUCACUUUGGUAUAGGAGUCCCUGGCUUAUAUUGAGCUGUAUUCUCUGUUGCGUUGCUUUAAGAAGAAAUAACACCUUUCAAAAAAUUCGAUAAAGGGCAUGUUUUUCAUGUGAAAAUAAGUUCUGAAGUUUUCUAGGAUAGAAGUUGCAACUAGCAAAAAAUUUGAAGGUGGCAUUAAUUAGCUGAGAAAACUAAUCAGAUCUGAGAAAUCAUUCAGAGGAAUUGCUUUAGUUCCUGAAACUGAGAGAACUUGGCUUCGGUAAGAAAAGUGAACGGGCAUUAGUGUGUUUUCCUGUAAAACUAGAGUGAAGUCAAGAUUUUGCAUGAGAUGCAAUUCAUGACUGGGCUGCAAAUAAAGAUAUUUGAUAUAGUAUGUACUCUUAAACAAUUCUUCAGAGAGAUUAACUUAGGAGAAAAGAGGCAUUGUUGGACAGACAUUUGAUAUGUUUAAAUUUUUUUUCUGUAUUCUGGAAUACUGAACUGUAAAAUAAUGAACAAGACCAAAAUGGCUGUAUGUUGCUUUUCAUAGGCUGGCUGAUCUUUGAUCCCGCCCAGAACGUUUAAGGUUUGCUUGGCGAAGCUAUAUAAUAUUGGUAAGUGCUGGAAACCAAAUGUCACUUCAUUUCUUUAGCAAGCUGCAGAGUUGGCUGCUCUCUUCUAAGCACUUAUGGGGUUUUAUUUAUUUUUAUUUGACAGGUUGUAUCUGCGAGGCUAAAAAUAAUGGAGACUGAACAGCAAGAAGAGACCUUCACUAAUACAGAAACUAAUGGUAAGCUAUCUUGUAUGUAAUCAGAAAUUACAGCUCUUAUAUGUGAAAGUAGUAACUGUAUGGAAUAUCUGUCAAGGGUUCAGAAUUUAUAAAUGCCAGGUCCAGGCGUGAAUAAAAAUCUCGUUUACAAUCUGCACUGCAGCCACCGUAGACAAUGGAUGUUGGUUUAAUAAAAACCUAAAUUAAAUGCUGCAACCAGGUCCUAUUCAUUGGUCAUUUUAACAUGUGGAUCGCUCAGAUUUCUGAAGGCAUUUGAAUCGCCUGAGGGUUUUGAUUUCCAAAUGUUGUAUGGGCUGAAUACAUUUCCAGUGUAGAUACUUAAAAUUAUUACAUAAAUGAUGAAAAAAACCUUGGUGUACUUAAAAUGGUAACCAUAGUGAGUUAUUUUACAUUCCAUAAUUGAUAAUCCCAAUAUAAGCAUUUUGAUGGGUUAGAUGCUAAUUGGUAUUGUUACUGUUAAUGUGACUAAAAAGCGUAACUUCACAAACAUACAGACUUAUAGUUGGGUUUUUUAGAGCUUUCAGUAGAAACGGAAAAUAAGGUCGCUUUGUUGUCUCUUCUAUUGCACUUACUGUCUGGCUGUUCAUUAAAGCUAAAAAUAGUACUGAACAAUAUGGAUUUGCCAAGCUUACUUUUAUUAAUGCUGUUAGGAUAGUAAUUGUUUAUACCUAAUUCACCUCGGCUUAAACUUUGAAAUCCCCACAUUUAAAAGACUCCUUAUUCCAUUUAAUAAAAUGACUUGUGCCCUACAGCUUGUAGAAGCUAAAAAUUUGGAUUGUUAAUCCUCUGUUUUCUAAAAUAUUAGGCAAACGUCCAGCUGAAGAUAUUGAAGAGGAACAGGCCUUCAAAAGAUCAAGGAACACGGAUGAGAUGGUGGAACUACGCAUUCUGCUUCAGAGCAAAGUAUGUUCUGUUUCAUAAUUGCAAAAAAAGUUAAUGAGUAUGUGGUAUUUUGUUGUAAUAAUUUUACUAUCCACAGUUGAGGAUGAAUAGUGUUCAGAAUAAAGAGAAUACCUGAUAAUCAGUUUAAGCAUACCAGGGGUUAUAUCACAGAACUCUUAACAGAUUUCUGUUUGGAGAAACAGCAAAAUGUUUCUGCCAUGUGAGACAAUAAACCUGAUUUUAAGAAGGACCUGACAUUUUUUAAAGAAAAGAUUAAGCUGUAUGACAUAUCUGCUUUUCUGAAUUUUGAGGAACGGCAGCUCAUUUGUAGGGUUGAAAGCUGGUUCCUAGUUAAGCAUUACAAUAUUCUGUCAUAACUUGUACCGUAUUAAAACAUAUCAUUAGUAUUUAAAUUUGAGCAAAUCUGCAUUAAUUGUUUGAAUUUAUUUUUUAUCAGGAAACCAAAGGCAAGUCUCUUAUGUUUGCUAUAAUAAAGCUCUGUGUUUAGGUUGGAUUUAUUUGCCUUACCCACUUUUAAAAAUCUAUCUGAGAGGUUUACUAAAAGGAGUGUUAGUGUCAGCUUCCAUGUCCAAUCACAGCCUUAUUAUCAUAAUUGUAUUUGUGAAAAUCAAUUUCAAUAUUGACUUUUUUUUUUUUAUAGAAUGCUGGAGCAGUGAUUGGCAAAGGUGGCAAAAACAUUAAGGCACUUCGUACAGACGUGAGUAUUUACAAGUUAAACACUAAUAAUUUUGCAUAGCUAUUGUGAAAAUUUUAUAUAGGUGUCUAGUACAAGCCACUUGUAUAGAUUUUUAAAAAAAUCUUAAGUGUCAGGAUAUUCCAUUCAUAUAAUUAAAACACAGAAUAAUUCAUAUGGAAAAAUUCCUGUCCCUUAUUUUACAAAGCAUUAAACUAAACUGUAUUUCAUUGCUUUGGCUUGCAAUACCAGAGAGCUUAAGCUUCCAAUUAAAAUAAUUCAAACCUGGAUGGCCAUUCUUUAUCCAGCUAUAGAAUUAACUUUGCUUAAACAGUCUAUCUCUUCAGGAGAGAAGUGUUCAGACUGGCAUGAUACUAUGUACAGAACCGUUUAGCUGCAUUUAAUCUGGAAUGAAUUUUUCAUGAACAUCACAGUAAAUAUACCUACCUUUUUAUAGUGGGUUGACUCCUGUGAAUAGACACUUUCAGUAUUAAGUCUCAAUAGUUAAACACUAUGCUUUGUAAAAAGCAAUUUUUUAUAUUGUGCAUAGUCUUCAGUUUUUGAAAGUAUGAUAUUGGUAUUUAAUGAAAUAUUUGGCACGAUAUCAUUUCACAUUGUGUUUGAUAUUUUCAUUAUAUUGUAAAACGCCUGCAGAAUGUUAUAACUGUCAACUUUGGUUACUAGAUCUGAGGUAUAAGAAUGAACUUGGGUAGUAAUCACAUGUGCAUUAACUGACCUUUCUGAAGCUAGUGUACUUAAAAAUUCACCUGCCUAAAUCUAGAUUCCAUACAUAUAAUUCAUGGAUUAGUGGCUUUCCCAAUUUUCCCAGGAUUUCAGUAAUCUGAAUCUCUACAGAUUUUGUGUCUACCCUCACGAGCCAGCCUGCUACUGCAACUUCUAAUGUUAAAAGUAGUUUAGGCCAAGUAACUCAUUUUUACGGUCCAUAACUGUUAAGCCACAGUCAAUGUAGCUAUCCGUUAUUGUGUUAGUCUUCAGAACAACUUAAGCUUGUUUCAUUGAGAGUAAUGAGUAUAGUUUGUAUUAAAUUUAAAUUUAUUGCUUUUCCCCCUCUUCCCUCUCCUUGUUUUUUUGGCCAUAUAUCUCUCCGUUGCCCAUGUACUGGAUCGACAUGCCCCUGCGUUGCCCACCAUGACGUUGGCCCAUCCGCCCCUGAACGCCCAUGUGAAAACCCUGGUUGGCUAUGCCCAAAAAUGUGCUCGUUGCCAAACGGGUGCCUUACUUGACAACUUCUGAUUGAAUGCCCAUGCCCAAUGCCAACAUCCACGAACGCCAAUGACCAAUGCAGUACAAUGCCAGUGUUUCAGUCCCAGACAGCAGUGGCCCCGAGCGGUAUGUCCCAACAGUUUAUGCCUCACUGCCUGAUUAGAAAGAGAGAAAUGUAUAUUAUUACCUGCCUUUUAUAUAAUUAAAUAGUAUCCCCUUAGACGGUGUAUUGUUUUUUUUAAGUUUUCUGUCUUAUUUUCCCCAUUAAGUCUUUUUUGUCACUGAACUUUUACGUGAGUUGCCCACCCAACAAUCCACUAAUUUUAUUUCAAUGGAAGGAGCACAGCUUCAAUUGUUGUAUAUUUGCUGCAUUGUAAAUCAGAUUGUUUCAAAAUAGUCUCUCGCUCUGCUCUGUCUUUGUGGUCCACCUUGCUCCCCCAGCAUUGCCUGUUCAUAAUUUUUUCUGAUGAAAUGCUAACUCCUGGUUCACUCUCCUUCACUUCUCAUUUGUGUUGUCUUUUUUGUCUUGCAUUUGUAUUCGUUUUCUUGCAGAGCCCAUUAGUAACCUAAUUUCUAACUGGUCUCAUAACCCUAUUCCAAAUAUAAUGUUCACCACUUGCAUAUUCCCAUGUUUCCUAUGAGAAGGUGUGCCAGUUUAACAAUGUAAUAGUGAGAGUAUCCUAAAUUAGUGGUGGCGGGGAACAUGAGUAUUCACUCCUGCUUUCAGUUCUUCGUUAAUUUCUUGUCCACUUAAUCUGACUCCUUCCAAGAAACUCAUUCUCUUAUCUCCAAAACCUUAUUUUAAACUUGUAUCAUUUAUAUUAUUGGGCAUAAACAAAGGUGCAUGUGCUGUAUCUUCAGUAAAAGGUUUACUUAAGUGGGGAAUAUUAACUCAUAAGUUCAGCUCUGUAAAGUUGACUUAUAACACAUAAAAUUAUGAAUACACAACUUAUUUUACCUUUCCCCCUAUCUUAUUUGUGAUACCUGAUGCUUAAUGCUAUUUGACAGCAUACUGAGUAUAAGUGCAGAUAUCGAAACAAUUGGAGAAAUCUUGAAGAAAAUUAUCCCUACUUUGGAAGAGGUAAGUGUAUUUGGGUGUAUACAUCUGAAUGGUGAGCUUCAAAUGCUCUUGUUUUCUGUCGCUAACUUGCCCUCUAUUUAAAAUACAGGUAUAUGUCCUAAUUGGAGUGUCAGCAAGAGUUAUUUGUGUAUAGCACACCAAAUAAAAUUAAGUUUGAAAUUUUAAUGCACUGAGGCAGGCCAUAGGUCCAUGUAACUCAGUAUUGUUUUGUAUUUUGAUUUUAUUGUGUGAACCGCCUUGUCAUCUCUGGGUAUAGGGUGGUAUAUAUAUUCAGUUAAUAAUAAUAAUAAUAAUAAAUCAUCAUCACCUUGUCUACACUGAUAGCAGCUCUCCAAGGUUUAAGAGGGGACUUUGUCAGCCCUUUCUGAAGAUGCCAAGGCUUGAACCUGGGAGCUUUUUAUAUACAAAUUCUAUCACUGAGCUGUGGCCCCUUAUUUUCUUGGGGUGCGUUAUCAAUAGCAAGGUCACUGUGUGUGGUCAUAGACCUUGAUAGUAGGGGGUGAUUUUAUUUUUCCUAUAUGCUGAAUAUUCCUUGACUUAAAUAAAACCCACUAAGAAUGGUAAUCUCUGGCUGGGAAAGUAUUUUAGGCUGGUCUACUUACAUAUGCACUCCUUCCAGUGAGAUUUUCUACUUGGAACAUUAGGAACCCCCGCCCCCCCCCACUACAAUAUCACAGCUGUGUUUGAAACACCUUUUAGAUUUUUAAAAGCAGCUGGCUGGACUGCAUAAACUUGUGUUAGAGUAAAAUCAGGCCCCUGAACUCUUGGAUAAUGGUACUGCUUUAACAUUUAAAUCGUAAUAUAUAAACUGUUUGGAGAAUGAUGUCUGGAUUUAGUGGGUGAUAGGUACUGGAAGUUGGAAAUCAGAAAAAGUAACAGUAUGGUACUGUACUGGGUAGUAAAUGGGUACUUAUUCAUCUUACUGACUGUUUUUCUUAUUCUUCACCCUGAAUAUGUCUAUAGUAUCAACAUUACAAGGGAAGUGACUUCGACUGUGAGUUAAGACUGUUGAUUCACCAGAGUUUGGCUGGAGGAAUUAUUGGUGUCAAGGGUGCUAAAAUCAAAGAACUCAGAGAGGUAACAUAAUUUUUGUCUUUUGAUAUAAGCAUAGUUACCUUAAAAAUAAUCACUUUCUUGAAGAUGAUGUUCAGUUCAUAGUUGUUACUAGUCAUUAGGUGGCAAGAAUGCCUCAACCUUACUAGAAUUUAUUCAUCUUGUGCUGCUAAAGAAUUAGAAACCCAAAUAUGUGAUUAAUUUACAAACAGAGUUUCCUUUCUGUAAAAGAAAGUGUAGAGAAAGAGAUCAGUUUUAUUCUGGUUUUAACUUUGGUUACUGAAAUUGGUGACAGUUUCUAAUACUUCUGUAUUGUCUGAAGCUGUUUCUCAUUGUACAGCUGAAAUGGCUAGCGCAAAAGGUUUGUGAGUGCCUGAUCCCCUGAUGGAACUUGUACUCCAGAGAUUCUAGAGAAACAAUUUCUUAGCAGUUACUGCAAAGGUGGUGGUUUCCACAUAAUUUGUACACCGUAGUUGGAGGUUCACCAAAAUCUGAGCCUGUGUAGUAGCGUCACUAAGUGUAAAAAUGGAAUACGAAAUCUAUAGAGUGAAAACAUAGCCUAAUAAUUGUCAAGCACUUCACAGUGGUCUUUGUUAAUCACAUUUCACUCCUGGUAUAAGGAACCAACUUGGGCUGCUGACAAAAUAGCUCCUUAGAGAUUCACUCAGUUUCUGGAGUGCAGGCCUCUCUAUAAAUUAGGGUUCCGAGGCUAAAAAGUCUGUCUUUGAUUUGAGCGCUCAUGGGGGAAUACUGGGACAAAUCCAACUACAGUGGUACCUCGGCUUCAGGUUACAGACACUUCAGGCUACAGACUCUGCUAACCCAGAAAUAGUGCCCUGGGUUAAGAAUUUUGCUUCAGGAUGAGAACAGAAAUCAUGUGGUGGCGGCGGGAGGCCCCAUUAGCUAAAGUGGCCCCUCAGGUUAAGAACAGUUUCAGGUUAAGAACGGACCUCCAGAACGAAUUAAGUUCUUAACUCAAGCUACCACCGUAAACAUGACUUGUAUACAACUUACAAAUGUGUUUAAAGUUGAUGAUAAAAGCAAGUAGGACUGCCACAAGUGUGUCUGCACAGUUUUGCUUAGCAGACCUUUUUAUGACUGUUGAAGUGCUUUUGCAGCCUGGUGAUCUUUCACUGGAAAAUUUUGAACCUUUAGACUCAUUGUGAAGACUUUCUUUUAUUCAUUUUAUUAAGAAAGGACAUUGUUUCAUCUACUCUUAGAGGCAAUAGUAAGACCAGUGUUGCAGAAGCUCGCUUGAUCCCCAAUUAAUUAAAUACUUAAAGUCAAACCAUUUGCUAGCUGUGGUGGCUGAGCACUCAAUUAUUUAGACAUUUAAAGACCAGGGUUUGGUGCUGGGACUUCUUUGGCUUCAUCUUCUUUCUGCAUCUUUGUAGGAGAGAAAUUGAAUGUGGCCCUGUUGAGUGUCUUGCACGCUUUGAGGUUAUUGAGAAUAUUAAAAAAUCACCACACUUUAUUUCAACCCUGAGUUAGAGGUUUUUUGCAAGGGUUCCUUCUGUUUUGUUGGGACGUUAAUGUACUUCUCGUCGUUGGCUCUUGUGGACUUCUGCCGGGGUUUGUUCUAACUAAAACUGCUGAAAAAGUUCAUCUUGGAUUUUGGAGCGGAUUCAUGAUGGUCCAGCUCAAUUUAUUCUGAAACAUUUGUGGCAAUAUUCCUUGAAUCACUUAGCAUAAUGUAGCAUGCUAGCAUUACUUUGUAAAUAGUAAUACAGGCGUACCUUGGUUCUUGAACGCCUUGCUGCUUGAACAUUUUGGUUCCCAAAUACUGCAAACCUGGAAGUGAGUGUUCCAGUUUGCAAACCUUUUUUGGAAGCCAAACGUCUGACACAGCUUCUGUGGCUUCCAAUUGAGUGCAGGAAGCUCCUACAGCCGAUCCGAAGCUGCACCUUGGUUUUUGAACAUUUUCGGAAGUCGAAAGGACUUCCUGAACAGAUUCCGUUCAAGAACCAAGAUACGACUAUACUUAGCAUGAUGUCAGCAAAAAGUCCAAUUUAGAAGAACAGGGUUUGUUGGUAGCCCCAGAAGUAGUUCAGGAAAACUGCUUUGUGAUGUGGUCAUGUUACACUUAAAAGAGCAGAUACGGAGUGUUCCUAUGUCCAGACCUCCUAUAUCAGGUGGAGUUGGUAGCCAGGAGUGUUUGUCUACUGACUUUGGCUAAUGUACCAAUGGUUUAAAUGCCUGCUAAAGAAGGAUUGUGCAGGCCCUAAUACCUUCUUGACUGGACCACAGUAAUGUGCGGGCUUUGGGGCUGCAGCAACUUGACAGCUUGGAAACUUUACUUGGUUGGUUAGAUAUGUCAGCUGACAGAAGCUUAUAAUAAUUUGCUGGCGCUCUUCUGGCAAUAUUUUUUCCCCCAGACCAAAUUUAAGCCCAGAUAUCAAGCUGUAAUGCAGUUAAUAUCAUAAAUGGUUAAAUUUAAGGAAUAACCUUUGGAGGGAGUAUGUGACAUGUGUAGCCCCUCAUUUGGGUUUGAUGUAAGUUGUGGAAGAUGUAAGAUGUGAAAAAGCAUCAGUUCUGCUUUUAAAUGCAUUUUACAAAUUUCUAUUUUGAAUUACGGAGGGAGGGAGGAAACUCAAUAGGGGUGGGACCAUAAAUCAUUCCUGUAUUGUUGAAUUUUAAAGAUAUCAAACAGUGAAAAGUAGGUGAACCAUAACUAGUGUAAUUAUAUGGUUUGUAUGUACAAGCCAUGAGAGUGCAUUUUGAGAAUGGAGUUGUCUUAGCUUCCAGUUUGUAUUGUUUGUGCCGCUACUUGUUCAGCAUACAAAUCUCAAAAACAAGCUAUGUUAAAUAGUUUUCAGCUUUCUUAUUGGUUAGAGUGGAUUCUAAAUAAUUUUUUACUUAAAAUUUUCUUGGCAGAACACUCAGACCACCAUUAAGCUUUUCCAAGAAUGCUGUCCUCAUUCUUCUGACAGAGUGGUGCUAAUUGGUGGAAAGCCUGAUAGAGUUGUGGAAUGCAUCAAAAUAAUACUGGAUCUUAUAUCAGAGGUAAUUUAAUCUUUACAAUAAUUUGUUUUCAUACCCCCCACGCCUUUUUUGUGCAAAGAUAGUUGCAUUUUUUGCUUGAAAUAAGUUAUACAUGUAACUUCAAUAAUUGGUAGUCUUUUAAUAUAUGUGUUAAAUUAUAAUUGUGGGAAAUGUUCAGAAGACUAAAGUUGUUUUCCGUUUUUUAUUAGUCACCAAUCAAAGGACGUGCACAGCCUUAUGAUCCAAACUUUUAUGAUGAAACGUACGACUAUGGUGGAUUUACAAUGAUGUUUGAUGACAGAAGGGGGCGUCCUGUGGGAUUUCCAAUGCGUGGCAGAGGAGGCUUUGAUCGAAUGCCUCCAGGUCGUGGUCGUCCAAUGCCUCCACGAAGAGAUUAUGAUGACAUGAGCCCUCGCAGAGGACCUCCUCCCCCUCCUCCAGGCCGUGGUGGUAGAGGUGGCAGCAGAGCUCGCAAUCUUCCUCUUCCUCCACCUCCUCCUCCCAGAGGCGGGUACGUCAACAUUGUAAUGAUUCCGAGUGCUUUUAUAGAGCAGUAUUGAGCUAACAGCUGCUUAGAGUAAGGUUUGUGCUUGGGGGAGAACAUAGUAGUUAAUAAAUGGAACUGGAUUUUAUGUUUUAAGUGGGAGUGUGAUGGAUAGAUUUAUAAAACAUGAAUUUGUGACAUAAAAGUAAAAAAACCCUGAUUGCUUUAUCUUCACCAAAUCAAUUUGCUUAUUUAUGUAUUUGACAAUGUCUUUAUGUGAGACUUUAACUUGUAAACACUCUAAAUUAUAUCAUUUGCUUUCUUAAGGGACCUUAUGUCUUACGACCGAAGGGGCAGACCUGGUGAUCGCUACGAUGGAAUGGUAAGUUAUGUUCAAUAGGAGAACUCCAAAUACAGUUUUUCGGUAAUUGGGUAUCUUGAAAGCAUUGUUUUAUGUAUGACUUAGGAUAUCAAUGACCUUUUACAAUUUUACCUUUCACAGUUAACUUUCAGUUUUCUUUAAGAAAGUGUUCAUGAAUCUUGAGUAUUUGGAGACUUUAAUAGUAUUGUAGUCCAAGUUUUUCUCUUCACUGGCACUUGUGUACUUAGAACAGAGCUUUGAAACUGUCACGACAGGUUAAUGUGUUGGCUGCAGUCUGUAGGCUUUUCUGGGGCUGGAAAGGGGUUAGUUUAACCUCCAGUUUGCUAGUAAAACUGAAUUACUGUGUCACGAAAUGAUGCAUGUCUAAAAAGUGUGUGGCCAGCAUGAGAAGUCUGGAAAACUCUGACUUACAGGAUCUUAAUCUUCAGGGUUAGGAACAUGAUUCUAAUUGUGGGUCAUCUUUUUCAAAAUGAGUAACGGUUCUGAUGAGGAAGAAAUGUACUUUGACCAAGUUAUUUAGGUCAGAUUCAUGUAGGGCUGUAGUUCCAUAGUAUUUUAUGUUUGCAGUAUGAAAGGAAUAUAAAGUUAUAUUUUACUGCUACCAGUUACCUGGGAAAAAGACCCAUUGACUUCAGUAGGAUUAUAUCUAGGUGGGCAGGUAUAGAAUUGCACUGCAAGGCUCUUAGCGUAUACAAGAUUUCAGCCUAAUUUACUGUGUACAGAAUGCUUGCUUUCCUGCAUGCCUAAAUCAGAAUUUACACUUCCUUAGGAAUUACCAGAGGGGAAAUGAACUCAGUAACAGCCCAUAACACAAGUUCAUUGAGUGACUCAGAAGCAAAUGUAUUACAGUAUAAAUUUUAAUAUACGUAGUAAUAGAGUACAAAUUAAAUCAAACCCCAAACUGUAUUUUAACUUAAAACAUGUAAUAACUGUUUGAUACAUUGAACCAAGUCAGGCUUAUUUAUUUUAUGUUACUUUAUUUGGGGCGUUGUGAGAGAAUUUAUGUAGGUAAUUGAAAAAAUAAGAGCCUGUGAUAUAUAAAGCAGUAUCCAAUAUUGUGUGCGUACAGGGCCUGCCACUUACAUGAGGGUUCAGCUCCUGGUGUCCAUAUGCAAAGGCAAAACCACGUAAAGCCAGGAAACCCCCAGAACUACUCCCUCACCCACCCUGCACAAUCAUCCAAACUUGUACAGAGCAGCCCUGGCCUCUGCCUUGCUUACUGAGCUCUGGGAAGGCUGUGCAAGGUCCUGGCGGCAUCCCAUAACCCUUGAACAUCCUUCCCAGAGGCUGGUAAGCAGUGAGUUUUCCCUGCCCUCCUUUGAUUUCUUUUUUGACUGUCUGCCCAAGGUCACAAUUGUGUAAGUAAAUUAUGCAUAAGUGGUGGCCACUGCACACUUCUCACACAGUGGGAUUUUCCCUGCACCCCCCACCAAAUCUCUAGGGAUUCUCAACCUUUGUAACAGAAUGGGGUGGUCUGCAUGGGGAAGGUAUGGAAAAAGGAGCAUUCUCUGCAUCUGAUUGAAGUCAGUUCUGCUUGCAUAUGGACUUCACUCACGUUGCUUAAGAGCUGCACUUGGCUGCAGAAUAAUAUAAAUAGUGCAUAUGGAAAUUGCCUUAAAUUGUCACCUAUCCAGCUUGUUUUGCAUAUAUUCUAACAUGCAAACUGGUUUAUGCAGUCUGUAUCACAUAAAUUUACAGGCACAUAAGCUUUAUGAGUCUAUAAAGUCCCAAAUAACUUGUUUCAAAUGUAUUUUUUCUUUCUUCUCUUUGGCAAGAUGAUGCAAUGUCAUGUCAAUGCUUGCGAUGACAUAGAAACGCCAGAAAUGGUGAGUACACUAAUUAAAAAGCCUGCUUUGAUUGGUGUUCUUGAUGGUAGGAGAAAGGCAAUAAGGAAUUGGUUUUGCGCAUAAACUGCCAUUGCUAAAAGCUUCCAUUUGGGGGAUUGCUGGAUUUUAAGCAAGUAAUACUUUUAGCAACAACUUUCUCCUACAUCUUCUCCUAGAAGCUUGUAGUUGAAAUGGAUAUAUUUAGAUUAAACUCAAAUACUUGUAGAGGCAAAGGAAACAGUUGCCUUAAGUAUGGAUGAUGCAAAAUUUCCCACCUACUGCUUAAUUUGUACUGUGGAAUUCCUUCCCAUAUACUCUUUCAAUCCCAGAAAUGUAUAGUUAAGUAAUAUGGGAUGAAUGAAACAUUAAAAUACCUGAAGCAGUGAUUUGAGUUCCUUAUCUUAAUGUCUCCUGAAAUGUGUGUGCCUCUAAGUUGGCAAUUUAAGACCUGAAAGAUUCAAAAAUGUUUUUUUCUCUUAAUAUGUUGUGUGUUUGAUAGGCCUUAACUGAAAAUGUUCAAAAACUUUUAUAAACCUGUGUGCGCACACCAACAUGAAGAAUGUAUGCAUACCCAUGUGUAUGCAUAAGCUGCUUAAGCUGGGUGGGGACAGGGAGAGCUUGCCAGUGCACCAGGAAGGCAUUCCAUCACAUGUUAAAUUAGCGGAGCUGAAUUUGUAACAUACCAUAUUUUUUGCUCUAUAAGACUCACUUUUUCCCUCCUAAAAAGUAAGGGGAAAUGUGUGUGCAUCUUAUGGAGCGAAAAAUACAGUACCUAUGACUAGAACUGAGAAUGUUUUGAGUGUUGAUGGGAAUGUAAUUAACAUUACUGUCUACCUUUUUUGUACAAGGUUGUCAGAAUGUUAAAUAGGGUUCAGGGGUAAUAGACUAUUAUUGAGGGCUAUAUAGUUUAGUCAUUAUCUGGUAUUGGAAUAUAAACAUUUCCACUAGAAUUGUUAUCGCUGACUUUGCAUGAAUCAUGCUGCAUAAAAUACGCCUGGUCAGUUACUGAUUUGGUGUUCUGCAUUGGAAAGUACAGUGGUACCUCGGGUUACAAACACUUCCAGUUGCAGACUCCGCUAACCUCAGGUUAAGAACUUAAACUCAGGAUGAGAACAGAAAUCACGCAGCAGCGGGAGGCCCCAUGAGCUAAAGUGGUACCUCAGGUUAAGAACAGACCUCUGGAACAAAUUAAGUUCGUAACCAGAGGUACCACUGUAUUUUGAGAUUGUUGAGAUACCUAGAAUCAUUGGGGAAGGAGUUCCACAAUGCUGGUGCUUUGGUGGUGAAAAGCCCUUGUUCUCUUUUGAAAUCCAGAAAUGCACAGAUUUUACCUAUGGGUUUAUGGCAGAGGUCCAGUUAUAUAUAGGUGGAGCUAUAUAGAUAUAUAUAAAGGUAAAGGGACCCCUGACCAUUUGGUCCAGUCGUGACCGACUCUGGGGUUGCGGCACUCAUCUCGCUUUAUUGGCCGAGGGAGCCAGCGUACAGCUUCCGGGUCAUGUGGCCAGCAUGACUAAGCCGCUUCUGGUGAACCAGAGCAGCACACGGAAACGCCAUUUACCUUCCCGCCAGAGCGGUACCCAUUUAUCUACUUGCCCUUUUGCGUGCUUUCGAACUGCUAGGUUGGCAGGAGAUAGAUAGAUAUAGAUACAGAUAAAGAUAUCAGCUGUGUAGAAUACUUUUGUUAGCUUCCAUGUUACAUGAAACAAAAGCUGCUAAGACUUUUUCUUUUUGUUUCCUUUUUGCUAGUUCGAGGGUGGAUCAGGAUAUGGUAAGCUUUAAUGCAUGUGUACUAUAUACAAUUUACUGUUCAGUCAUUAAAAGAGCAAGAUGCAUACGUUUUAAAUCAGACUAUUCUUAUGCAGGGGGUCGUGGCUCUUACGGUGAUCUUGGUGGACCCAUAAUUACAACACAAGUAACAAUACCCAAAGAUGUAAGUAUAUUUCCUGUAGUUAAAAUAUUUUCAAAUAAACCUUGUGACAUAUGGUUUUUAAAUUUUUGUGCAGUAUGUUAGACUUACUGUUAUCUUCAGUGUUAUAUGUUAAGCUUGUAUUCUGCUUUGAAGGAAAUGGGUUAAAAAUUUCCUCCCCAACUUGUUAUUGAACAUACUAUCCAGGAGUGCUGCCUAAUAAAUUGUCGUAUUGUGUAAUGGUAUGUUUUUGUACUCUGGUAAUAACUUUGUAUGUUGUAAUAUUGCAAUUACUAGCUGUUGGUAAAAAAAAAACCUCACUUUUUUUCUAGCUGGCUGGUUCCAUUAUUGGAAAAGGAGGCCAGAGGAUCAAACAGAUACGCCAUGAAUCAGGAGCUUCAAUCAAAAUUGAUGAACCCUUAGAGGGCUCAGAAGAUCGGAUAAUAACUAUCACAGGCACACAGGACCAGAUUCAAAAUGCACAGUAUUUACUGCAAAACAGGCAAGUUGCAUAGAACUGCAGCUGUAAACUAAAUGUGUAAAUCAUUACUGAACUUUGUCUCUUGUAUGGUGUGCCUUUUUAAAGAAAGCUAUUUUUAAAACAAAACACCUUUAUGCUGGUAGUGUAUACUAACUUCUGCACUUCGUAGUAUGCCUUUCUCUUCUGUUUUCCAUUCUUACUCUAUGAAGACACCCUCAAAACUAAUCUUGCUGGAAGUGACCUUAACCAAGCAGUCCUCAUUUCUCUGGUGAAAACUGCUGCAAAAAACCUACUUGUAAUCUAUUACAUAGAGCCUGUAGAAAAUAUAGAAGAUUUCAGUGGAUGUUGGUCUAGUUCUGUGUGGAAGACUAGUGAUUUUGUUGUUUUUAGAUAACCAAAUCGACAACAAAUCGCAGUCUGCCAUAUGGCACAGACCAUGCCUCUACAGGACAAGUUGAAAACUAUUGGUGCUGUUAAUGCAGCAUUUCACACCUCACUGGCAUUGCUUCCUUUUCUGCCAUGUAUAACAGCUCUAGGUUGUACUUGCUUUAUUUCCUCUAACAUCAGCUGUCUAGUGAGCAUUUUGCAAUGUGUAACUUGUCUUUUUGAAAGUAGAUAGCUACUAAUUACAAACUGUAAAAUUUUAACCAGUAUGUAUUGUCUAAUAUUUAUAAUUGUGUAAAAUGUAUUUGCAAAUAUUGAUUCAAGUUGUUUGUUCAACCAUUCUAAUACAUGCCUUUUUUUUUCUUUUUCCUUAUAGUGUGAAGCAGUAUGCAGAUGUUGAAGGAUUCUAAUGCAAGAUAUUUUUUCUUUUUUAUAGUGUGAAGCAGUAUUCUGGAAAGUUUUUCUAAGACUAGUGAAGAACUGAAGGAGUCCUGCAUCUUUUUUUUUUCUUAAAUCUGCUUCUGUUUAAAAAGCCAACAUUCCUCUGCUUCAUAGGUGUUCUGCAUUUGAGGUGUAGUGAAUUUUUUUUGCUGUCACCAGAUGUAAUGUUUUUAGUUCUCUACAUAUAGGUGGGUGGGAGUGGGGUGGCUUGCAAAACUAACAUUGGUAUUUUGAAACAGCAGCAGAGAAGGUGGAUUUUAUUUUUGUUCUAUGUUGGUUGUAAACUGUAAUGUUUUUUCUGUCACUUGUGAACCAUCUGCUUUAUACCUUUUUUGUUUUGAAGAGGGAGAAGAGUACUGGUAGUUCACUUACCUAUCCCUGGCAUCCAUUCAAAGCAGUGUGCAGAAUGUAAUGCUCUUUUGUAAGAUGUUUUAUGAUUUUAAAAAUAAAUUUAGUGAACCAAUUCUUGCAGUCAUUUUUUUAAUGCAUACUUCUGUAGCUAAAAUACACUCUCUACACCAUUAAUUGAGCUUGGCUUUUUCCCUAUACCAGAGAAGCAGAACACCCAAUUUCAUUGUUUUGGCAAAUUGGGAGUAUUGAUAAUGCACUGACUCCAAAGUUUGAUGUGUGAAGAAACUGAAAAAUAUUGAAACAGUUUUACGUUCUUGUUACUCCAAAUGUAUGCCCCUAAUUAUUGUACUGCAACUUGUUGGUUUGAAUAAAAUUUCACAAAACUUGGUUUGUCAUGGAAUAGCAAUUAACUGUAGAGGCUGUUGGAAUUUUAGUCAUUUCUAGCAUUGGCAAUCUUGCCCAUAUCCAACUGUAACUUGUUUAAAAUGUUUCUAUUGUAUAAAAACUGAAUGACAAAACAAUUGUAUCUCACUGUUUAAGUUGCAUAGAAAAUGUGUGUGGAAUCAAAAGAACCUGGAUAUUUUCAUGUAAAAAUCUCAGCAUUUGUAUUAAUAGUUUACAAGUUUAUUUGUCUCGAAUAAACAUUGUAAUAACAUCCAGCUGCAUGUAACUUCGAGGUUUCAAUAUUUACUCUAGGUCUAAUUCUCUACAGACUUAAAAUAUUUUCCUCUUUGUGUUUCACAAUAAAUUAAAAGAUAAAUUGAAAUCUACCAUGCCCUUCUUUCUUAGCUCUGAAUGCUACACUGAGAAGCUAUAGAAGAACAUUUGCCAAAGAUUCCUUCAUUUGAGAUAACUUUAGCAUUUAAGGAAGAACAUCUUCAUGAGGGCUUUUUGCAAAACCUGAUCAUGUAAGUGCUACUUAUGUCAACGUUAAAAAAUGGCAUAUAAAGUUGCAAGUGGAGAGUAAGCGAUGCUGCAGUGGAGUGCUUUAGAGCAAAAAGAACAAUGUAGAUCUGGAUUGUCUGGCAGAUCUCUGAAUAUGAAGUGGAUCGGCAGUGAUACUUGAUACCCCAUUGGUGAAAUGAAGACUUGGAUUAAUCGAAAGUGGAUUUUCAGGAGUACAGAAGAGCUCCAUUCAGUUUUGGUACUCAAACGGAUAUUUUUGGACUAUUAAGUUUUAUGCCAUUUGCACUAAGCUCUGAUUAAUGGAACUUUAGGUUUUCACAGAAAAUGAAACAUCCUUGCAUUAGAGUGUAUUUUUAAUACCUCUGGUGAAAUUCACCUAAAACAAAAGACUGCCUUUAGCGCUGGGUGUUUGCAUUUCAUGGAGGGGGGAGGGGGGUCACAUCCUGCAUUAUGCAUCAGGAUUUGAGGCUGUUGUGUCCUAUUUCUGAACAUUGAGUAAAUGGGUCUUUAAUCGGAAGAUUUAGGCCCCAGUGUACAGUGGUACCUCGGUUCAUGAACUUAAUCCGUUCUGGAAGUCCAUUCUUAAACCGAAACCGUUCUUAAACCGAGGUGUGCAUUCCCUAAUGAGGCCUACCACCACUGGUGCCCUUCCACUGUUUGGAUUCUGCUCUUGGACAGAGAUAAAGUUCUCAAACCGGGACACUAGGGUUUUGCAGAGUUCGUUAACCGAAUCGUUCGUAAACAGGACUGUUCUUAAGCCAAGGUACCACUGUAUUUGCUGUAGCCUUUGGCUAUGUUGCCUUUUAAGUGUGAUUAAGAGAAAGAUGAUUUUUAACCAGGGGUGGUACUUUUUGUCAAGAUGCUUAUUUUGUCCUAGGAUGUUUUCUUGAUAACAGAGUUAUGUCCCAACAGGUAUGGAAGGGAUGCUGCAAGCAAAUAUUUUGCCUCUUCUAAACUUCCUUUAGGGGAAGGGUGGGCAGAAGGCAGAUGGGGUAUUUUUGCAGUACUGGAAUGGGUUGGUAGCCUUUUCCCCUCCUAAAUUGUGAAAGGGAGAAAUGUGAGAUCUAAUUCAACUACUGAAACCUGUUGAAAACAGUACCUCCCCACUCUCCUAUGUUCCUCUUCCUGAGUUCCAGCUGGUGACCUGGGUUCUAGUGAAAACUAACCUAGAUCUUAUGGGACUGAAGUCUGCUGACUCUUGCUCUAAGGAAAUACAUUGUAAAGGAAAUGAAAAUAUAGGAAUUUUGCAACCAUUAUAAUAAAGGACUCAGUUUGAUGGCAAGGUUAACAUUUCAUUAAAUGCAACUACAGUACUUAUAAAAAUAUAGUCAUUCGAUCAUUUGUCAGGUUAGGACUCCUUUCUACUAAGAAUUGAGUUCUUGCCCCUACAACCAGGCUUUUGAAAGGUUUGCAGAGUAGUGAUAGUUUUCUCAUGAAAGGAGG